Sphaerodactylus townsendi is the source of this 1544-nucleotide messenger RNA. It is a transcript of the gene IL20RB, whose product is annotated as interleukin 20 receptor subunit beta. The record is from RefSeq and is a predicted model, not a curated record. The transcript has 7 exons. NCBI's taxonomy places the organism in Eukaryota, Metazoa, Chordata, Lepidosauria, Squamata, Sphaerodactylidae. Gene Ontology annotation, molecular function: interleukin-20 binding. The coding region runs from base 143 to 1060 and encodes 305 amino acids.
CACACUAGCAAAGGUGCUCCGCAGCUGAACAGCCGUGUUGCUGCGCCGCUCAGAGCAUGAGGUGGCUUGAUCCGCUCCUGGACCCGGAGAAGAAAAUGCCAAAUCUAGCUACGUAAGGGCAAGCAGUCUAAUCGUCAAGGAAAUGGCCACUUGCUUCUGUUCUUUUCUCCUCGGUUCCCUGGUGCCACUUUUGGUCUCAGGUGCAGCACUGCCGGCCCCUCAGAAUAUCACAAUUCUGUCCACAAACAUGAAGCAUUUUUUGGUAUGGAGUCGGCUAACAGUAUCCGGAGAAGCUGUCACAUACUCCGUUGAGUUUCAAGGAGAAUAUGAGAGGGACUACGCAAACGACAGCUGGAUCCCCAUUGCAGAGUGCACUGGCAUCAGCGCCACCAAGUGUGACAUCACAGAAGACAUCUCGGCCACUGUGCCGUACAAUCUACGGGUCCGCGCAGCUCAGGGGACGGAAGUUUCCCGCUGGGCCACUCUCAACGGGCUUUUCAAUCGUGUCACCACAUCCCUCAUUCCACCUAUGCUGACUGUCCUGGCUGAUGGGCAUCACUUGCUUGUAGAACUCGAGUACCUGGGACCUGCCUUUGAAUUCUUAGUACUCUACUGGAAGAAGGGCCAUGAAUACCAGGUGUAUGACAAAGUUGUGAGAGACAGCAACACCACCAUUCACUUGCAGACCAUGGAAGCGGGGUCCGAGUACUGCGUCAAAGCACAAACCUAUGUGGAGGCCAUCAACCGCAGCAGCAAUUUCAGCCAGGUGCAAUGCGUGAAGGCUGCAGACAGCAAAGCCUUUUCGGUGAUGUUUGCCCCAAUCUUCUUUGUUGCCUUUGUGGUGGUCAUUUUUAUUCUUUUCUUACUGGGCUGGAAAACCUGCCAGAUCUGCCAGUAUUCCUGUUGCCCAAAUGAGGGUCUUCCGGACACUUUGAAACUAACAGAAUCACCAGCCGGGAUACUGAACUACAGAGGAGAGGAAGCCGAGAAGUGUGACAUGUCCGUGCACGUGCAGCCGCCUGAGGAGCUGCUCCGCUUUUGGAUCCAUGAAGCGCUCUAACAUCCCACUUGAACACGCAGCCUGCAAAAUGAGGCAAAAGAUCCUGCUCUUCAAACUGUGCUGAGCCACGCAGCUUCCUUUUUGUUAGAGACAUGUCGGAUCAAGACAGGAAAUCCAGGAUAAACGUUCUUCCAAAGGAAAGCACCAUGUGAUCAACCGUGGAUCCCGUGCUGCAGGUAUGGCAAGGAAGCUGGGAGAUGAUCUACUCACUGUGUUCGACAACCUGAGCCCAGCUCAUGAACAAAACAGACAAGAAUCUAAUUUGUGGCUCACAGAUCUCCCUUGCAAAACCAACAUCAUGUUUGCAUUCGGACUGAAUAUUAUCCAUGGAGGGCAGAAGUGUGAGAAUGGGCGCUGCUACAGAAGUGAGUCCCCAUGCACCACCAUGUACUAAUUGGUCUCGGACAUAAAAAGAAAUGUAGACCUUUUUUUUUUCCUUCCACAGGCAAUUAAAAAAAUAAAAAUUACUACUUUGCGCACAAAA